Messenger RNA from Pyrus x bretschneideri (Chinese white pear), 537 nucleotides. RefSeq lists its product as uncharacterized. Gene Ontology annotation, molecular function: nucleic acid binding. Gene Ontology annotation, biological process: DNA integration. The record is from RefSeq and is a predicted model, not a curated record. NCBI's taxonomy places the organism in Eukaryota, Viridiplantae, Streptophyta, Magnoliopsida, Rosales, Rosaceae. The transcript has 2 exons. Bases 1 to 537 code for a protein of 178 amino acids.
AUGGAUAUAAUUGGUAAAAUUACACUGUCUUCCGGAUCAGCAAAGCAUGCAUGGAUACUUGUUGCAACAGACUACUUCACCAAGUGGGUUGAAGCAAAGUCAUACAUUGAGUUAACUUCUAAGAAUGUCUGUAAUUUUGUAGAAGAAAACAUCAUGACAAGAUUCAGCAUACUGGAAAAAAUUAUAACGAACAACGGCACAAUUUUUACAACUAAAAGGUUUAAAGAAUACGCGAUGAGUUUGAAAAUUCGGCUCGAUCAAUCCACGCUAUAUUACCCACAAGCAAAUGGACAAGCUGGAGCAAGUAAUAAAGUUUUAAUCGGGACGACCCUAUAUGCAUUGACUUAUGCACACGACGCGAUGCUACCAGUCAAGCUAAGCAUAAACUCAUUACGAGUUAUCGAACAAAUCAGUUUGUUUAGUGCCGAGUAUAGUCAGGCCAUGAGGCAAAAGUUGGAGAACUUGGAGGAAGCUCGGCUCGAUGCUUAUUACUUACUGGUGGCGCAGAAAAAGAUUGCCCAAAGAACUUAUAAUUGA